ACUGGAAAUUCAUCUUAAAAACUUUCUCCUAGCGAUCUUGGGGAGAUAAGUGGCAUAGUCUCCUGGCUUGUUCCUGAAAGUCGUGUUUAUCAGAUGCUGCCCCAGCGCAGGGAGGCUGAUGACUGAGCUGAUAAGUGAAGCCUUGGAGUAGAGUGAUGUCUGCAGGGCCUGUGCUCACAGAUAACCUUGAAGCUGUUCAUGGGUCCAUCGAGCUGAGUCGUGACUUCUAAACAUCAGCCACGUUUCACAGGUGUCUCGUCUCCCUUGUUGCCAGCAGUUGGAGCACAAUGGAUCAUUCCAGGGCACUCGACGCUGAGGAUGAGUUGGGACCUUUAGCCCAUCUCGCUCCCAGCCCUCAAAGUGAAGCUGUCGCUCACGAACUCCAGGAGCUCUCCCUGCAGUCCAGUCAGCACUUGCCCCCGUUGAAUGAAAGGAAGAAUGGAAGUGUAGUCUUUUGGGAGUCAGGACUUCAGUCUCCUCUGCUGACUCAGUCUGUGAGCAUGGUGCUCCAGCUGAGGCUGCAACAGAGGAGGACCAGAGAGCAACUAGUGGACCAGGGCAUCAUGCCACCUUUGAAGAGCCCAGCGGCGUUCCAUGAGCAGAUAAAAAGCUUGGAAAGAGCCAGAACUGAAAACUUCUUGAAGCACAAGAUUCGGAGCCGGCCAGAUCGUUCUGAACUUGUCAGGAUGCACAUUUUGGAAGAGACAUUUGCAGAGCCAUCCCUGCAGGCUACCCAGAUGAAGUUGAAGAGGGCUCGGCUAGCUGAUGAUCUGAACGAAAAGAUUGCCCAAAGACCUGGUCCCAUGGAGCUGGUGGAGAAGAACAUCCUGCCUGUGGACUCCAGUGUUAAGGAAGCGAUUAUAGGCGCUGGGAAGGAGGACUACCCACAAACUCAGGGCGAUUUCUCAUUUGACGAAGACAGCAGUGACGCUCUGUCCCCAGACCAGCCUGCCAGCCAGGAGUCCCAGGGGUCAGCGGUGUCCCCCAGUGAGCCAAAAGUCAGUGACUCCGCAUCUCCCGUGACGACAAAUACUCCAACCCAGUUUACUUCCGUGUCCCCGUCAGUUCCUGAAUUCUUGAAAACUCCUGCUGUGGAUCAGGCCCCAACCAGGUCCCCCGCGCCCGUGCUCCCCGCCAGCACCGUGUCCUCCACCAAGCCCGGGCCAGCACUGGUCAAGCAAAGCCAUCCCAAGAACCCGAACGAUAAACACCGGAGCAAAAAGUGCAAAGACCCCAAGCCCCGGGUGAAGAAGCUCAAGUACCACCAGUACAUCCCGCCCGACCAGAAAGGCGAGAAGCACGAGCCGCAGAUGGACUCCAACUACGCCCGCCUGCUGCAGCAGCAGCAGCUCUUCCUGCAGCUGCAGAUCCUGAGCCAGCAGCAGCAGCACUACAACUACCAGACCAUCCUGCCCGCACCGCUCAAGCCACUCAGUGACAAGAACAACAACAGUGGGAAUUCAGCUCUGACCAAUACCAUACCCAACACACCAAGGCAGACAACACCUGCUCCCGGGAGAAAGCCAGGAACGCUGCCCUCGAGCCUGGAUGACUUAAAGGUAUCAGAACUGAAGACAGAACUGAAGCUGAGGGGCCUUCCAGUGUCAGGCAGCAAACCAGACCUCAUUGAGCGCCUGAAAUCCUACCAGGAAAUGAACAGCAGCAGUGCAGCCGGGGGCAUUGUGGCUGUGUCCACGUCCACCAUAGUUACCAGCACCCCGGAAGUCUCCGGGGCACUGCCGGUGACAACACUCCACAAUGUGGGGACUGCUGCGGGCUCCACCUUCAAAGCAGAGCUGCCCUCCAGGGGAGCUGGCAGCGCCACCCACGUGGACAGCAUCCACUCCCCACUGCCCAUCUCACCUUCCCCCUCAGAACAGUCCAGCCUCAGCACCGAGGACACGAGCAUGACCGACACGUUGACGGAGAUCAUGACCAUGAUGUCCCCAUCGCAGUUCUUGUGUUCGUCUCCCCUGCGGGUGGCCAGUAACGAAGACAGCCUGAGCCCCACCAGCAGCACCCUGUCCAGCUUGGAGCUGGACGCGGCCGAGAAGGACCGCAAGCUCCAGGAGAAGGAGAAGCAGAUCGAGGAGCUCAAGAGGAAACUGGAACAAGAGCAGAAGCUGGUGGAGGUUCUGAAAAUGCAGCUCGAAGUUGAAAAGCGAGGGCAGCAGCAGCAGCGGCCCCCCGAGCCCCCGUCCAGCGCCCCAGCGAACCCCGACACCAAGUCCGAGCAGAAGCACAGCACUUCCCCCGUCAAAGACGAGACCCCCCUCCCUGACUGCUCCAGCUCCAGGCAGCCCGCCCUGGCAGCUGGCCACCCUGGGGCCCAGCCCCUCCCUGUGGCCGCCCAAACCCUCGUUGCCAAGAAGGUGGUCAUCAAGCAGGAGGUGGCCCCGGCAGAGCAGCAGGGCGUCGUCCCCAAGUUCUAUGUCAGUCCCCAGGGGCAGCCGCCACCUGCCCUAGUGGCUCCACCUCAAGCGUUACUGACCACACCGACGGCGCAGCUGCUGCUGCCAGUGUCCAUCCAGGGCUCCAGCGUCACCUCUGUGCAGCUCCCUGUGGGCAGCCUCAAACUCCAGACUCCACCACAAGCUGGGAUCCAGCCGCAGCCGCAGCUGGCUACCACCACCUUGUCAACGGGCCUGUCACAGCCCGGACCGCAGAAGCAGGACACAUUCACACCGCACGUGCUCACUCAGCCCCCACAGGUCCGAAAGGUUUUCACAAACUCGGCACCCAGCCCCGUGCUUUCCUACCAGUGCCCUCCUGCUCCCACGGCCCAGCAGCCCUUUGUCAAUAAGACAUGCAGCGGCAUCCUCCCGCCCCGGAGUGCCGCACUUCCAACCCUGCAGAACGGGCCUCACAUGCCCAAGAAGCCCAGCUCACCCCCGCCGCCCCAGCAGUUCAUCGUCCAGCACUCUCUGUUUGGGAGCCCGGUCCCCAAGACCAAGGAUCCGCCCCGCUACGAGGAGGCCAUCAAGCAGACGCGCAGUGCCCAGUCUUCCCUUCCAGAGGUCCCCAACACGCACAGCCAGCAGAUGGACGACCUCUUCGAUAUCCUCAUUAAGAGUGGAGAGAUCUCCCUCCCUGUCAAGGAGGAGCCUUCUCCUAUCUCUAAGAUGAGACCAGUGACCGCCAGCAUCACCACCAUGCCGGUCAACACCGUGGUGUCCCGGCCACCCCCCCAAGUCCAGAUGGCACCCCCUGUCUCCUUAGAACACAUGAGCAGCUUGUCUGCCAGCUUAGAGAACCAACUCGAAGCUUUCUUGGACGGCACUCUCCCACCAGCCAGUGACACAGCCCCACUGCCCAGCGGCAGCGAGGACAGGGAGACCUUCUCCCUCAUUGAGGACCUCCACAGCGAGCUGCUGGCGCCCCCGGGAACGCUGGACCACUCUCACUCCCCCAUGGAAACGUCGGAGGCCCAGUUCGCCGCCAGCACCCCCUGCCUCUCCCUGGACCUCUCUGAUUCCAGCCUGGACAACAUGGAGUGGCUGGACAUCACCAUGCCCAACUCGGCGUCAGGACUCACCCCACUCAGCGCCGCCGCCCCUAGCAUGUUCUCUGCUGACUUUCUGGACCCCCAGGACCUGCCGCUGCCCUGGGACUAAGGUCGCAGUGUCUCGGGCCCAAGCUCCUGGAGGGUUUCAGAGACAGACCAGCAAGUGGCCAGAGUCGCAGCCCCGCAUGGAGCCCUUCCGUCGCCGGCAGCAGCGCGGUGCGGGCCUACUGCAGGCUCUGGGUCUAAGAAGACUC
Molecule: messenger RNA, 3759 nt
Organism: Sorex fumeus (smoky shrew)
Lineage: Eukaryota; Metazoa; Chordata; Mammalia; Eulipotyphla; Soricidae
Gene: MRTFB
Product: myocardin related transcription factor B
Exons: 18
Coding region: 288-3614 (1108 amino acids)
Biological process (GO): smooth muscle cell differentiation
Source: RefSeq, a predicted model, not a curated record